AUGGAAUCCAAGAAGAAACCCACCGCUGCCACUGCGCGCACGUCUGCACGCACUAGAAAGCCAACCAGCAAGGCCAGGGAGGCCGAACUUAGCAGGGUCACAAAGCCCAAAGCAAAGCCCCGGAAGAGGGCAGUCAAGAAGGAGCCAGAGAAGAGCCAGCCAAAGCUGGAGAGUCCAGAGCCGAUCAAGCCAUAUACCGGCAAAGAGGCUGAAGCACGUCCUGAGAUGCCAGCCAUCCCAACCAUUCUCGUCACUGACGAGACGGGCAGAGCCACCAGGCUGCCCCAGACACCACCACGCCUCAGCAAGGAGGACGAACAAGCAGUAACCAUCCUGCUUGAACUGGCUGCCGCAGCAAUGGCGCCAGACUUUAUCCCAGAGGUCGAGCUCGACCUGGUGGCUGUCAGCCACCAAUUCUACUCCCAAUUCCCGACGGCAGCAGAGGCAGCGACGAUGGGUCGGCCAGCCGACCCAUCUGAGCUCGCCUGCCCCUACCUUCCGCGCCCGCAUACCGACAAGCAAGGCUGGACGCACACCGGCCGUGUCAAUGAACACGGCGAAGAGUACAUCGUCAUCCCACCAUCAUUCACUAGAUGGUCGCCCGCCGAGCCCACCAACCCUUCGCCAGCCAUGGAGGCCUGA
Molecule: messenger RNA, 642 nt
Organism: Trichophyton rubrum CBS 118892
Lineage: Eukaryota; Fungi; Ascomycota; Eurotiomycetes; Onygenales; Arthrodermataceae
Exons: 2
Coding region: 1-642 (213 amino acids)
Source: RefSeq, a predicted model, not a curated record